Messenger RNA from Phytophthora sojae, 3111 nucleotides. RefSeq lists its product as hypothetical. Gene Ontology annotation, cellular component: membrane. The record is from RefSeq and is a predicted model, not a curated record. The transcript is spliced from 4 exons. Lineage: Eukaryota; Oomycota; Peronosporomycetes; Peronosporales; Peronosporaceae. Gene Ontology annotation, molecular function: monoatomic ion channel activity. Gene Ontology annotation, biological process: transmembrane transport; potassium ion transport. The coding region runs from base 1 to 3111 and encodes 1036 amino acids.
AUGCCUGCUCCUCUGACCUCCGAGAUGUCCCGACGGAGUUUAAGGGAGCGCGGAUACCCAGCGACAGGGUUCUUGUCACGAUUCCGGGUGUUCCAGGGGAUUCCGAGCCACUACCCGCUGCGGACUCGAGUGCGCAUGAAGCUCAAGUUUUCCAAGCUCGGGACUGCGUGGGAGAUAUUCCAGACGGUCUUUGCUCUGCUGGUGUCGGCCACGUACGUAGUUCAGACAUACGAGCCGCACGAUGAAGGCCAGAUGCCUACAUUCGACACGACCUCCAUGAUCGUCUUCGCUUCCGACUAUUUCCUCAACCUCUACUGCUGCGAGAACCGGUGGCAGUUCGUCUUCAGCGUGAACGGGAUCAUGGACGCGCUCACGAUCUUCCCGGCGCUAGUGGACCAGUUCGGUACAGGCUACGGCAAGUCCUUGCCCUUCAUCCGCUUCGUUCGAGUCAUGCGCAUGCUCAGACUCAUCCGCGUCGUGCGCGUGGCUGGGUCCCAAACAGUAUCCGCCGUACAGAAGCAAGUGUACACGAUCAUCCUCCUCACGACCUGCUUGAUCUUCGUAGCUGCCGGUAUCUUCCACGCCGUCGAAGGGAACGAAGGAGCCCAGCCAGAUCUGACGUUCGGUGAGGCUCUGUACUUCAUCGUGGUCACCAUCGCGACGGUCGGCUACGGUGACAUCGUGCCGGUCACGUCUGGAGGGCGUGCAGUCGCUCUGGGUGUUAUCAUCGUGUCGUUCACCAUGAUUCCUACGGAGAUCUCCCGCCUCACUCACCUCAUGGCUCUGCAAUCGCACUUCCGAACGACGUAUCAUCCGUCGGUGGGGAAGCCGCACAUCUUGGUCGUUGGUCACGUCAUGGAGCCCCGCUGUCUGCUGAAUUUCUUCCGAGAGUUUUACCACCCAGAUCGCGCCUUGGGAUCGAUGAACUCGUUCGCCGGCCCAGCAGGAACACAGCACGAGAUCGACCCGUCCAUAGUCGAGCUUCCUUGUGUGAUUGUUGGACCCAGAGAGCCUACAGAGGAGAUCAUCACCUUGUUAGAUCACCCCGUGCUUCAGAACAGAGUCACGUACAUCAAAGGAUCAGUGAUGAGUGAAGAGGACAUGUGUCGAGUGGGCGCCGAUGCAGCGCGGGCGUGCUUCGUCCUUGCCUCCAAAGCAGCACCAAAUACCAAGCAGACGGACGCCGAGACGGUCAUGCGCUUGCUCGCCAUUCGAAACUAUAACCCGGACCUGCCGGUGUACACCCAGAUAGUUAGUCCUGUCUUCUUGGACUACAUCAACGGGGUGGACGCGGAUCAACUGCUGUGCUUGGACCAGAUCAAGAUCAGUCUGCUAGCCAAGAGCUGCCUCUGUCCAGGACUCGUAACUCUCAUCAGCAAUUUGUUCCGAUCCACGACUCUGGUCAACCGGCAGACGCUCACGAGCUGGGAGCAGGAGUACGCUGAAGGAAUGGCCCUGGAAGUCUACGCCACCACGCUACCGUCGGUGUUCCAUGGUCUCACCUUCAGCCAGGCGUGCGAACUUCUCUAUAAAAUCUCGUAUGGAGAGGUCAUCCUGCUAGCAGUCACCAAAGCGAUACCACAACUGCGCAGAUGCUCGUGGACACACCAAGUGGAACACCCCGCGCAGAUGCUCAGCAACCCCGGUAAUUCAGUUAUCAUGCGUCCAGGUCAACUGGUCUACGUGAUGAGCGAGAGUAAAAGGCUCACACUUACGAGCUCCAUCUCCAACGAGCUGAAGACCUGGCUAGCCAAGGGGAAUGUGCUGCCAACGCGAGGGGUAAAGUACAACGCGAUCGUUGCAGAUUCGGCAGAACUCAGGAUAGUAGACGAGAUGUUCAUCGAAGAGGCCAAGUACCCGUCCACAGGCGACAGCAUCCGAAACCACAUCAUCGUCGUCUCGGACCUCGACAUAACCUCCACGGUAGCAUUCGCGCAAAUGCUGCGUCUGGAGCGCCACGUGUCGGGUAGUAGCGAUUAUCACCCGAUCAUCUUUCUGUCGUGGUCUUCAUCCAAAAGCGCGAGCGCCACUUGUCGAGAGCUCCGCGAAUUCGACGAUAUUUUCAUCAUGCUGGCAACUGGAGACUCCAAGCGCGAGCUGCUUCGCGCGAAUAUCCUCGACGCCAGCCGCUGCGUAGUUCUCGCGGACAAGUCCAACAUCCAGGAUGUCGACGGUGAAGCUGUUGAUAGCCAGACGAUUUUCCAUUACCUGGCUGUCCUAUCGAUUCAGGCAGAGAACGGUAUGGACACCACCUCGGGUCUCAUGCCCAUGGUCGAGCUCAACAUGCCUCGAACGAUGCAAAUCCUCGAUUCAACGCUGAAGAAGCGGACAGCCACCGACUUCAAACGCAAAAUUGGUAAGGCAAACGUCGUCAAGAACAUCUACCUGCGUGGAGCCGACAACAUCAUCUCUCUCGACCAGCAAGUCAAGCUGAGCAAACGGAUCAACACCAAACGCACACUCAUCCGGCGGGAGCUGGAGUCCACGCGACGGCAUUACUUCGACGUGCGCAGAUCGGCCCUGCUGCCAUUCUUCGCGGCAGGCUACGGGUUCUCGGACGACAUCUUCGACAACAUGCUGUGCCAGAGUUUCUUCACGCCGGGGCUGAUCCGCUUGAUCUACGAGCUCCUGUUCUCCGAGAAUGGCCGUCCCGCGGCUCUAUCAGGCGAUGACAGGAACUUCUCCUCAUGCACCGCAAGCUCGAUAGUGCAGAUUCCAGUGCCGUCCAAAUUCGUCCAGAGAACCUUCGGCGAGCUCUUCCUGCAUCUGCUCUCCACCAAGGAAAUCGUCGCUAUUGGGCUGUACCGCGGCACUGGAACUCCGUUUCAGUUGCCCUAUGUGGCCACAGGCCCCGACAGCGACACGGUUCUGGCUGAAGACGACUUGGUUUUCGUCCUGGCACACCCGGAUGCCCUCAAGGCUGCAAAGCGACCACGACAGCAACACGAGUCGGAUCCGGUUGCAGGUGCGUCAAGCCACAACCACGUCAAAUUCCACGAAAGGGACGAUACUACGACCCAAGCUGCAGCGAAGGAGUCGUCGGAGACACCGCUGCCAUCGUUGCCGCAGAACCCGAAGGGGCCUGCACUCGUUCGAGGAAACUUCAAUUAG